CCUUACAUACAUUUUCUUUUAUAACUUCCGUGCCCUAGCGGAACACGCAAUAAUAUCCGCUUAUAAUGCCUAAGUGUAAUAAAACUUACCAAUGUACGACAAUUAAGAUAUUGAAAUUCAACAUUCACUAAGAAUUUUAAAAGUAUGUCACUAAUCGAUAAAUUACAAGAGCCUGAUGACAACAUACCAUUGGCCGAUGAGGACACACAAGUGAUUAUUAACGAUGAUGAUCCACAUCAACAUAUGCCAAAUGGACAUUCGAUGGAUUCGCUCCGCUCGUCAUUUACUAACCGCAGCUCCACCCCUGACUCAUCACACAAUUCAUUAGAAGUAGAUGUAAGUCCCGAUGAGAAGGAAGAAAAAGCUCGCCUUAUUACACAAGUAUUGGAACUGCAAAAUACACUCGACGAUCUUUCACAGCGUGUUGAUUCUGUAAAGGAAGAAAACUUAAAAUUACGUUCUGAGAAUCAAGUGCUUGGACAAUAUAUAGAGAAUUUAAUGUCAGCUUCCUCUGUAUUCCAGUCAACAAGUCCAAAUGCAAAAAAGAAGUAAAACAUUAACAGGACUAAUAGUAGCUCCUUAGGCGGUUCGAUUAGGCUUAAAAAUAAAUAUAUUUUUUUUUCAUUGCUGAGUUGCAAAUGUUCCGAUGUUCAAAUAAUCUAGUGUAAUUUCUAUAAGUUUAUUUCAUCAAAUUUUCCUUACAUUAUUCAUUAGUUUUUAACAAAAAAAUGUUUAUUAAUUAAACACAUUUUUAGCAUACAGUACACAGCGCUUUGCACACAUUUACUUCGCGAUACCAAAUAAAAUGCCUUUAACUGAACAAUAAUUUUUAUUAAAACACAAGCCUUUUCCACAAACUAAAUAUAUCAUACUAACCCAAAUUUUUGUCUGA
This is a messenger RNA of Bactrocera tryoni, 892 nucleotides long. Its product is annotated as short coiled-coil protein A. Gene Ontology annotation, cellular component: trans-Golgi network. The transcript has 3 exons. NCBI's taxonomy places the organism in Eukaryota, Metazoa, Arthropoda, Insecta, Diptera, Tephritidae. The record is from RefSeq and is a predicted model, not a curated record. Bases 145 to 552 code for a protein of 135 amino acids.